Messenger RNA from Blepharisma stoltei, 3259 nucleotides. NCBI's taxonomy places the organism in Eukaryota, Ciliophora, Heterotrichea, Heterotrichida, Blepharismidae. The record is from the annotation of a GenBank genome assembly.
AUGAAUAAUUUUUUCCCUUCACAAUUCGCCUAUAUAAAUUCAAUGAGCCAUUUAAUGUAUAACUCCAAGACUUUUGAAUCAAAAUUAACAAGUCUGAAAUCCUCACGACCAAGAAGUGCAUAUUUCUCAUCAUCUCAUUCUUCAAUAUGCAAUCAUGAUACUUACCUUGAAACAUUGAAAUCUAAGCCGAUUCUUCGUUUUCCGUCAUCCUCACAAGUUAUUGAUUUUCAAUCAGAUGAUAUUUUCAAUUUUGUGGAAGCCAAAAGUCUUCACCCAAAAGAAAUUGAAUCUUCCUUAUCCCCCCCGUGAGUGAACAAAAAAAUUUUUUUUGCUCACGGAGGGGUUACUGUUUUUUUAAAAAAAUUUAUAUAGAAAAUUUAUAAAAAAAAUAUAUAUAGAAAUUUCCCUUAGAUGGCGCAGUUUGCCCUUGAUUUGCCUACUGAAAAAAUUUUUUGGUUCGACCAGUACCAUGUGGUUUGGUCAAACCAAAAAAUUUUUUCAGUGGGCAAAUCAAGGGCAAACAGUGUCAUCUAUGGGAAAAUUCUAUAUAUAAAGUUAUAAAAAAUAUUUUUUAUCGGAAUUUAAAAAAAAAUCCUAAUUCGCAGAAAUUGGAAAGCAAACAUUAAUUUAAUUUAUAAAACGCAAUUUGUUUAAAAUUAAAUAGAAUUAGCUCGAGAUGUCAUUAUAAUAAUUAUCACUUAUAUAUAAUUUUUUUUUCUGAAAAAUUUUUGUUAGCUGACGGAGGAUGGGUUUUUGGGCAAACAAUAGAGAUUUUUCUGAUGGUUUUGUUCACUCACGGAGGGGGGAGUUAGUGCCUAAAGGAGAAUUUCCUAGUGCUAAUUCUUAUUUUCAUCAAGCCUACAAAUUACGAUCUAAAGGAGAUUUCGAUAAUGCUUUAACUUAUUACAGACAAGCACUAAAUAUCGACCCAAAGCACUUGCCUAGCAGAGUAAAUAUAGGAAUUUGUAUGAUGAAAUUGCAUAUGAUAGAAGCUGCUAUAGAAAAUUUCAAAACUGUCGAAGAGCAAUAUAAGCAUGAAGGAAUUCCUUAUUUUAAUCAGGCGAUUUGUCAUAUGUAUUUACAAGAAUUUGACGAAGCUAUAAAAGUUUUGAACAUUCCGAUUAGAUUCUUAAGUGAAGAAGAAAAUAAAGAUUACAUUAGUUUGAAAGCUUUGGCGUUAUUUAGAUCUGGAAGAGUUAACGAAGCUUUAGAAUUAGUAAAAAGCAAAGCAGCAGUAGGAAAUAAUGAUAAAGAAGACUAUGAUAUGACGAAAUCUGCAUAUAAUUCUUUGUUUCCUUAUAAAAUCAGUAAUGCUUAUAAUGUUAGAAGGCCAAGAACUAAUAAUGGAGUCAGAAAAUUGCUAAGUGAGCUCAAGCCAAACGCGGGGAUAAAAAUAAAAGCAUCCAAACAAAGCAAGAUGGCUUCAGCGCGUACUGCAUCUUCUUUGAUCGGAAGCACAAGAAUUAGUUCAGCUGUAAAUACCCAAAGACCUAAAAAAACACCAAGAUUGGCAUCAGCAUAUCCAAAACUGAUGAGAACUGCACCUAGAAAAAGUUUUUUAACAGGCGGGCCAGAAACUACAAACGAUACCAAAGAAAUAAUUAUUUCUCCUAAAUCUGUGGUAUCAGUUAAUAACACAAUUACUGAAGAUCUCCCUACAUAUGAAGAAAUUGUGGCUAAAAAGCGUAUGUUUGAUGACAUGAUUGCUGAAAGCGAAGCUAUUUUGAGCUCAAUUGUACCAGUUUACCCUAAAAAAAAUGUAAUUGAAAAUCAAGAAAUUGGUUUUUUUCAAGAAGAAAUGGGAGAAAAAGUUGAUUAUAAACAAGAAAUUCUGAAUGAUGAAGAGAAAAAAGAAAAAAUUGAAAAAAUUAAAAAGGAAUUUCAGAGAGAUUUAGAAGACACCAAGUCUGUCUUUAUAGAAAAAUCUAAUUUAAUAGAAGAAAUAGUUACUGCUAAAAUCAGUAUACAGAAUUUACGAUAUAUUGAAGAGCAAUUUGCUAAAGAGCCAGAAGAAAGGAAUUACAGCGAAUUAAGCAAAAUUUUAGCAAAAUUGCCUUUUUUUGCUAAAUUUCCUGGAGGUGUUAGAGUGCAAUUAUUAAAAAAAAGUUUAUUUAAAAUAUAUAAUCCAGCCGCUACCAUUAUAAGUCAAGGAGAACUUGGAGAUUAUAUGUUUGUUAUUGUAAACGGAGCUGUAGAAAUUAAAAAAAAAUCUCCUGAUUUUGGAAGCUUGGAAAUUACUAUAAACUCUAUGUAUGAUGGUGAAACAUUUGGCGAGUUAGCUUUGCUAGCUGAUCCUACUGGGAUGACGGUUAAAAGAACCGCUUCUUGUAUAGCAAACGAAAGAACUAUGCUAAUUGCGCUAUCAAAAGAUGACUACAAGCAUAUUUUAUUAGAGCAAAUGCAAAACGAUAUUAUCGGAAAAGUCGAUUUUUUCAAAACCCUACCAUUUUUUACAGGAUCUGAAGGCUUGAGCUUGAUUCCUCUUGCUUCAAAUAUCGAACCUAUUAUUUACAAAAUAAACGAGCCUAUAAUCCAAGCUGGUGAAAUACCAAAAGGUCUCUAUAUAAUUUAUAAAGGAAGAUGCAUGGUAUAUUGAGAAGGAUAUUCUUUAAAGCCAAAAGAAAAAUCGUUAACCAUAAACCCUAGGCUCAGAAAUCCUAUCCCUCGGCCAUUCUUUACAGGAAAUUAUGUCCCUCCGACAGCAGAUAUAAAAGAAGAUCCUGAGCAGCUUGAAGAAAAAAUCAAUGAAAAAUUAUUUUACCGCACAAUUGAUUUAACAAAGCCCGAUGAGGUCGAAAAAGCUUCUAAUUUUUUAGGAACGAGCAAAAUAAGUGACCUUUCCAAGACAAAUUCCAUCUUUAAAGAAAGAAUUGAGUUUUAUAACUUAAAAGAAGGGGACUAUUUUGGAGCCAGAGGACUACUAGAAGGGCACACAGGUGAAAGCCAGAAUGGAGCAAUUAUUGCUGAGCCAGCCAAAUUUACAGUAGUUUCGGAAUCACAAGAAGUUAAAGUCUUUAUUUUGAGGAAAAAGCAUUUAGGCCUUUUAACAGAAAAAACAAUGGUAAAUCUUAUUUAGGAACAAUUAAAAAUUGUCCUUGCAAAUCAUUAUGAAAUUGAUUGCCCAAAACAAUGGUCGAAUGACUACUUACGCACUGCCUUUACAGAGUGGCAGUCUUAUAAGCUAGCACUUAUUCAAGAUAUUCACAAGGAAAGAUUUAUUGAAAAGAAUAAAACUCGGCUAUUUAUAUCAAAAAAAUAA